AUGAGUGUGCGAGAGACAAUUGGUGAAAAGGAUUUUUUGCUGCGCAGAACGCCGGCCAAUCCAAAGUAUGAGAAGGUCAAGGCGGUUGUGGAGUCGGGGCUGACAGUGGAGGUGGCGCAGUUCAUGAAGCGAGCAGCGUGUAACGUUCGGCGUUAUGCCGGGGAGUCUUUUUUGCGGAUGCACCCCAAUGUGUUGGCAGAGUACAUUUCGAAACUCAAAAGGCAAGAAGAGAGGAAAAAAGGGUGUGAGAGCGACGGGGGAUUUUUGCACCCGAUGGAUGAGUACAUGUCACCAAAUGUGAGGCCAGAGAAGGAGUAUCUUAUUCUCGACGUCCGCUCCGAGGAGGAAUACAAAGCCUGUCAUAUUGAAGGUGCACUUCACUACCCAAAGCGAAGGAUGUUACACGCCAUAAACCCGCUUCUUCCGGAGAUGUUUGAGUUCAAAAAUAAAGAAAACAAGUACAUUGUGGUAUAUGACACUGAAGAGGAAUUGACGGUGGGGCAGAGCGUAGGGACAGUCCUUUUUGAAAAGGGCCUUGAUAACGUGGUGGUGCUAACGGGCGGAUUACGAGAGUUUGUACAGGAUUAUUCCUUCCUCAUUGUGGGGAAGAGCCCUGUACCGAUAGUUCCCCGGGACACACGGCUGCAAAAACGGGCCGAAGCGAUAUCAGCAGCAAGAAGUGAAACACAACGGAGUGCGUUUUCACAUAAACCAAAGAGUUUGUCGAAUAGUCUUGCCAAACCACGACGGUUGUGA
This is a messenger RNA of Trypanosoma rangeli, 756 nucleotides long. Its product is annotated as testis specific, 14. Gene Ontology annotation, cellular component: ciliary basal body. The coding region runs from base 1 to 756 and encodes 251 amino acids. The transcript has a single exon. Gene Ontology annotation, biological process: cilium assembly; protein polyglutamylation. Lineage: Eukaryota; Euglenozoa; Kinetoplastea; Trypanosomatida; Trypanosomatidae. The record is from RefSeq and is a predicted model, not a curated record.